AUGUGGCGGAUAAGGCACCCGCACAAUUUCGUCUGCAUCGUUCUGCGAAUACGUUGCCACCCCCGGAAGUUACCCAAGCGUUGUCACGAAACGGGGAAAGCUGACGUCACAGCGCGUCGCGUCCCCGAGGAGCGAAUACGAAUGGGACGCGUGUGCGACUACUGCUCGACAGCGAAGGCUGUCAUCUUCUGCCGGGCGGACUCCGCCCGGCUGUGCCUCGCAUGCGACAAGCAGGUGCGCCAACUCCCGGCACCCAUUACGGCAAAACCAGGUUUAACCACGGGACGGUCGGAAUGGGGGAAAUCCCCGUCGACGCGCCGAACCGGGGCGCGCGUUCCCGUUCGACGCGACGUUGUGAACGCCCGCUCGAUGCCACUCGAUCCAUCCUUACCGACGGGGCCAUUCGCAAACCGACGCCUCCCCUUCGAAGUUUUUCUCACCCGCUCUCGGCAUCCGCCCUCCUCCCAGGUGCACACGGCGAAUCAGGUGGCGCGGAGACACGUCCGCUCAUGGUUAUGUGAUACUUGUCAGAAUGGCUCAGCAAAGGUUUUCUGCGGACAGGACCGCGUGGUUCUUUGCGAGCCGUGCGACGAGUUGACCCGGUCUGUGAAUGGGAGGCUCGAGGGCAAGAGCGUGCCGCCGAGGGCUCCGCUGAAGAGCUUCAGCCUGCAGGACGAACCGGUGGACGAGCACGGCGCGACAUAUAACGGAUCUCACGCGACGAUGCUGUCGCGACAUCCGUUCAAGGAGGGGCUCGCGUUGUUUCCCGCCUCGGGGGGCAGCGGGAGCAAGCUCUCGGGGCUGACGGGUGGGCCGCACCGAAUGGGGAGCGGCUCGCCCGUUCUGCAGCCCGGUGGCAACGCGCAGAGUGGAGGCGGGAUGCAGGGAUUAUCAAGGCAACACAGUGGGCAGAGAGUGGUCGGGGGUAUGGCUCCUUACACCAUCGGGGGCGAGGGACUCGCGGGUGCACACAACGGCGGCUACGGAACAGCCGGAGUUGGAGGCGCGCCCUCGUGGGACCCGUUUCAGAUGGUUGGAGGGAUCACCCCCCAGCAGCACCAGUACCAGCUCCAGCAGCACCGGCACCAGUCGCAGCAGCGCGGCUUACUGACCCCGUUUCACCACCAGAUGGGAGGUGUGGCUCCUCCGCCGAUGCCAUCGCUCGUGUCUCAGGGUGGCUACUUCAUGGACGAGAACGGCAUCUCCAGGGGCAGCAGCGGCGAGCGCACGAGCGCGUACGCUUGGUUGCCGGGCCCACACCUCGAUGGACUCAUGAGAAACCCAUCUCACUCCUCGAACGGCUCGGAUCCGAUCGGCAUGUACAUGAACUUUGAUUCACCCGAGGUUCGGCUCGCCGCAAACGGGAGCAACUCUCGGGGUUCCGGUGGGAGCGACGGCCUGAACCAGGGCGGCAGCAACACUCCGCCCGAUAUCACGGGGGACCCGCGCAUAUCUGACGCUUCACACCAGGAGGCGACGUCCACGCAGCACUGGCAGCAGCAACAACAGAAGCAGCAGCAGAAGCAGCAGCAAGGACACGUGUUUUCAAACCCUGCAGAUCCGAUGCAGCGAUACCCCACUCCGAUGUCUGCCUACAUGCCCGGCGUUGAUCUCCCGUAUCAAGGCCGGGUGGGUCCGGCGAUCCCGUCCACGAGCACGUGGUCCCCGCACCACAUCGGCGGCGGAUACAUGAAGCGUGAAGCGUCAUCCCCCAACAUGGGCCUGCGCUCUAAUCCAACGUCCUGGUCCACGGAGGGAUCUGGCGGACUCCAAGCGCAGUUUGGCCAGGUGCAGCCGCCGCACGGCGCGUACCUGCCCCCUCAUCCGAUGCCCGCUUUCAUGCAGCCCCAACCCGCGUUCGGGACCUACGACUACUCGUCCUACCCGAGCAUGAUGCCCGUCGCGGGUGGAGUGCUUGUUCGGCAGGAUCGGAACUCUCAAGGGAGCGCAGAGGGAAGCGGCGGCGGGUCCCCCCCGAACGGUGGGAGCGGAGGCGGAAACAUUGGCGGCGGAGGCAGCGUCGUCGCCAUGUCCAGCAUGGUUCCCGGCGGCGGCUUUCCGUUUGAUGGCAACCCCGGCGCCGGCACCCCGGGUAAGGAGGAUGGCGAAGACGCGCCGGAGACCCCGGGCUCGAUGGCCCCGGGUACCGCCCUUCGCAAGGAGAUGCUCAUUCGCUAUCACGAGAAGCGUAAGCAGCGUCACUUCAAGAAGAAGAUCCGAUACGAGUCGAGGAAGGUUCGCGCAGACAACAGGGUGAGAAUCAAGGGGAGAUUCGCGAGGGCUGAUGCGCCCCUCACCGCCAUCGACAAGAGCAGCGCAAAGAACCACAAGGACAUCAAGUCAAAGCUCGCUACAGACGAUGACGCAGAGCAUGACGCAGAAGAGAAGAAGGAAGAGAAGGAACAAGUCAACCUGAAGCACGAGUUGAGCUCGGAGGUUGCCGCGCCGCCGCCGCUGGUCACACCUGAUGUGCUGCCGGGUGUGACUGCACCCUUACCGUGUGAGUAUGAUAUAUUCAUUUCGGGCCAGCCCCUAUGCGCUGGGGGCGGGCCCUUAUUGUUUCCUCGGGCGCCACAAAUUUUAUUACGUGGCUUGCAAGAGGCGAUUAUUUCUCGGCUGGAUUCAUCGCUGGAUCCGCCGAACGAUAUUAGUAUGUAGGCAUAAGAUAGGGACGCUGUUGUAUUAUCAGGUGUGCUAUGAAG
This is a messenger RNA of Micromonas commoda, 2702 nucleotides long. RefSeq lists its product with no specific name. Gene Ontology annotation, molecular function: zinc ion binding; protein binding. The record is from RefSeq and is a predicted model, not a curated record. The transcript is spliced from 4 exons. NCBI's taxonomy places the organism in Eukaryota, Viridiplantae, Chlorophyta, Mamiellophyceae, Mamiellales, Mamiellaceae. The coding region runs from base 1 to 2658 and encodes 885 amino acids.